AUGGAGCACUCCAAGACUGGCAAGCACUUAUCCUGGACGGGGGACAUGGAUGGGAAGCGGCGGUGCUUCCAAAAGGAGAUAUGCUGCUGGAGUCAGGUGGAAGGAGAGCAGCUAGAUGAGGAGUCGGCUUCCGAGGACUCCGUCCUCGAGCGCGCCGAUGUGGCACUGAUUCGGGAGAUUGACCCGGCAGAUGCUGACCUCUACAUUGAUGCCAUCUUCUCGCCCCUCUACCGGUGUUUCAAGGCGUCCAGAGGGCUUCAGGUGAGAGACUAUGUGGUGGUGGCAUUCUUCUUGUUGGUCAAUGUUGGACUGCAGUAUGCUCUUUCCUACAAAGUUUGGGAGAUUGCAACUGAUGGCGACAGUCAUGGCACCUACGUGGAUCGGCAAAAGGUCUUCGGGCUGUGCAGGAAGAUGGAUGCGGACAGUCCCUUGUUCGGUCUGCUCUGGCCCAUUGAGCUGAAAUCCGACUUCCCAGAAAAGGGGUUCGACUGCGGACUCAACCAGGUGACUGUCGCCAUGAACCCGACGCUACUCGAAGAAAAGGAUGAGCCCGGAUGGUGGAGCAUCGACAGCAAGUAUUCCUCACUCGUCAGAUCCUUCGACGAGGAGAUGGCGAAGCUGGGUAUCGAGAAGAGGUCCAACCUCAGUUCCGCCGUGCACCAGAUGAUCUAUGAUAGUAACGACGAGGAAUAUGAAGAAUGGUUGAGCAUGGACUACCUGAAAAUGCGACGAGGCCGAUUCAAGCUUUGUCUCCUGGCGGACACGAACCUCUGCGGCAACUUGCAGAACGACGGCGUUCUGGCGGAGAUCUUCCCAACGAUUGAGAAGGAUCGCCUCGGAAAUUGCUCACAAGGAGAAGAUGAUGUUUGGGGUUGCAAUGACGUUUACACUGAAAGAUCCCUGCAGAAGUGCAAAGACCAGAUGACGACCUGGUGCGGCCACAUCUUCGGCAGCAGCUAUCAGGAUUACGCCCUGAAGAAGCACCAGGUUUGUGAUACGUUUGGCAAGCAGAUUCUUGCCCCUGGGGUGUGGGGAGUGGAGUCAUACGAUGUGGUUGAGAAGUACCAUGGUGAAGGCAACUCGAUUGACACUUUCUCCUUCGCGAUGCUUCUAUACAUGGUUCUGCUUAUCUGGGCCAUGCUGAUACUGGAGGAGUACCGAACCAUCUACAACUCUGUCAUUGUCAUCCACACGACAGAGUCCACAAGCAGCACACACCCAGAUGACUUUGCAACAACAGACCCAGAUGGCUUAAUGGAGCUGACGAAGCUGCCCAGAGUGCACAAGGCGUUUGCGCUCGGCGUGUGUUUUGCUCGAUCCAUGGUUGGGCUGGUCGUUGCCAUUGUGGGGCUGGUCCUCCUAUCAUCCACUGACAGCUUGCUUGACCUCAUUCUCAACUGCACGGCCUUGGGAUUCCUGCUCGAGGUGGACAACCUGAUACACCGCGCAUUCUUCGGCCUGGCCUUCAAGCUGACGAUCACGGACAACUGCGCGCCCCUUCGGUGCACAUCUGAGGAAUAUGCCGGCAAGUGGCGCCCUGUGCGCUAUUUGAUGGUGGUCCUCCCAGCAAUUUUCCUCUGGGAGGGUGAAGUGUACUUCAUCACAACAGGACUUAUUGACGUGGGCAAUGCGAUCGAAUGUUUGUGCCAGAACAGCGGCGAGAAGUGUCUGGGUGAACGCUUAUUGGCCGUUGGUAAGAAUAUCUCAGGGAACGUCCUGACUACAUAG
Symbiodinium natans is the source of this 1728-nucleotide messenger RNA. Lineage: Eukaryota; Dinophyceae; Suessiales; Symbiodiniaceae. The record is from the annotation of a GenBank genome assembly.